AUGCAUAGAAUGUCCUCCAAGGACCAUGAUGACCAAGAUACCUUGACGGAGGAAAUUUCAUCGUUAGAGCUGAAACGUCAAACCUUGUUUGCGCGACUCAAACACUUGGAGGAAGAAAACUUGUCCAACAAAAAAAAAUCCCUUGAUCCAAUCAAGAUUUUCACCCAACAACCUUUUCAAGCUCCUUCUCUCAACUUUGAACGUCUCUCGGGCAUUUCCUUUUUCAUUCCUCAUGACCCAGAAGAGCAAUCUAGAAAAAAAUUGCUUGUAAAAGAUCCAAAAAAUUUUCACAUUGGUUCUGCCCCUUUGAUUCCUCUCUUGGGUGUCCGGUUUGAUUUUAUGAUGCAUCCCAUGCAAACCAUGUUUCCUUCUCCAACCUCCGAUUCUUCCUUCCAAUACGUCCCUGUCAAUGGAAACACCUUUGAAGCUCCUCAUUACAUUAUUUUCCGUGUUUUUGAGGACGCCCUUUCCCUUUACAAAUACACCAUCCCAAACUUUUUUCGUCUAGACGCCUGGGCCGACGACUAUUUGACCUCAAAGCACCCUGAUCGACUGCGUCUCUUUCUCUGGAGAGUUCAUAAAUUACUUACUGCCCAUGCUUGCCGAAAAAAUCUACUUUCGCAACUCAACGACACUUUUCAAGAACACGCUUCUAUACAAAUCUCCGCUGAUUUGACUUACACUCACGUUGAAAUCAACAUACAAGAUCAAUGGAAGGCCAGAUUCUUUUGCUUUAUGGACUCGACCCGCAUCCAACGUUGUCAAAUCUUUGAAUGCCGUCCUACAUGGCACAGGGAUUACACUAUGGAAGCAACUCUCCUUUCUGAGGAUGUAUGGUUAGAUAUUUUACAUAGAAAAAUCAAAACAUUCGUCUAA
Molecule: messenger RNA, 876 nt
Organism: Schizosaccharomyces osmophilus
Lineage: Eukaryota; Fungi; Ascomycota; Schizosaccharomycetes; Schizosaccharomycetales; Schizosaccharomycetaceae
Gene: mal2
Product: CENP-O-like protein Mal2
Exons: 1
Coding region: 1-876 (291 amino acids)
Cellular component (GO): kinetochore; Mis6-Sim4 complex
Source: RefSeq, a predicted model, not a curated record